GUCGCCUUUUCGGAUAGCGCCGAAAUGCCUGGAGAGCUUCAGCCUCAGCUCUGAGCUUUAAAACCCACUCUCUACUGCCACAUGCUAACCAUCUGCGACUGUGGCGGCCAAAAACCCACGCCCCACCCUCGCGUUCCUCUCGGCUUGCCGGGAGAGCCCGGACCGCCGCGGCAAGUGAGAGAAGGACCCGGGCUGCCCAGAGGCCACAGCCUGUCGCCAAGGUCGAAGGAGCGUCUCACCUGGAAAGCGGGACGGGAGGGCGGCGCGCUCUUCAGUUCCUGUCGCCUGCACUCGGGCCGGCUACCUACUCCCUGCCCUCAGCCCGCUGGCGGCACGACUGGGCAGCAGAGGGAGCCAGUUAGCCCUUUUAUAACCUCUAGGCCGCGACGGCAGCGCCGGGGAGGAGGCAACUGCAGCCCUCGCUACGUGAGCUCGAUCACACCAGCGCCCCCACGACUGCGCAGGCGCCCAGCCCCGGCUUCCCUCCCGCCUCCACCCGCGGAGGGUGCGUGGAGUCCGAGGCGGAGAGGAGGGGCUGGGGCUGGUCGCGCCGCCGGGGCAGGCGGGCCUGGGAUGUAACGCGCGUGCGCAGUGCUCUCUCCACGCGCCUUCCAGUGGUUGCCACCGGGUUCUCCCGCUCCCGUUCAGUUUAGCGUUUUAAUUUCAUGGUCAGCCCCUGGUCUAAGCGACGAAGCCACCAGCAAAGCGGCCUCUUGAAAGUGGGAAGAGAAACAUGGAAGCUUAGAAAAUGUAGCAGAAAGGAAUCCUGGAGUGGAAAAUCAUAUAGUGCGUCCAGUCUAGUGUCUCAGCUGUCCUGUCCCUAAAGCCUUUUUGCUUUUUAACCUCCCUUUCAUAUCUCUACAGUCAUUUUAUAGGAAUCUCACUCUAUCUCCCAGCUUUAUUCUUUAUCAGCAGAUAAUAGGCUAAGAGCUCCAGAGGCAGAUUAUCUGGGUUUAACUCCUGGCGCAGUCCUGUGUCACGUUGGGCUUUAACAUUUCUUGUAUCUGUUUCCUCAUCUGCAAAACAGGAAUGACGGUAUUAUCUGUCUCCUAGGAUUAGUACGAGAUAAUGAAUGUGAAGCACUUAGAACAUGCCUACCAUACAGAAAGGAUUUGAUAAAUAUUAGAAUCUAUUAUUAAAAUAGUAAAUCCUCUGGGGUCUGGGGGUGUAGCUCAGCGGCAGAGCGAGCACUUACCUUAGCACACAGGAGGCCCUGAGUUUGACCCCCAGCAACGCAAAGAAAAAGGGGGAAAAAGAAAAAAAUAGAGAUUAAGUACUGUAAGGCACCAAGUAGUGCUUUUGAUCUUAGUCCUUCCUAAAAGAAGAAAGCCUUACUACCAAGGAGCAGUGCAGGUGAUUUUUCUCUUGUCCGUGAAAAGAAAAGAAUAACUUCCCUAAAACAUUUUUUAAAAAUGUUAAGUUGUCAAUGGAUCUUUUAUUUUAUUUAUUUAUAUGUGGUGCUGAGUAUAGAACCCAGGGCCUCACACAUGCCAGGCAAGUGCUCCACCACAGCCACAAUUCCAGCCCCUCACUAAUACACUUUAUUCAUUAAAAUUUGUUUCCAAAGCUUUCCAUAUGUGCCAAAAAGUACAGCAAUGAUUAACUGUUGACAUUUAUCUGAGAAGUGGGGUUGAGUAUACAAAUACUGAAAAAGAUAAAGCAUACUUGGGAGCUUCAGGCAACCAGAAAGUAGAUAAGGUGAUGCUUACAUCAAUGGGUCUUAAAGUGUGGUCAGGACAUCACACAAGGUCAAAAUUCUUUUCAUGUUAAGACUUUAUUUGCCUUUCUGGCAAUACAGUGGGGUUUUCCAGAGACUACAGAUCCUGUGCUCUUGCAAAGGAUUGAGUGCACAGCAUACAUGAGAAUCUUUUAAGUGACAUUAAAGAGAUUUGCAGAAAUAUAAAA
Molecule: messenger RNA, 1905 nt
Organism: Sciurus carolinensis (gray squirrel)
Lineage: Eukaryota; Metazoa; Chordata; Mammalia; Rodentia; Sciuridae
Product: translation initiation factor IF-2-like
Exons: 2
Coding region: 82-579 (165 amino acids)
Source: RefSeq, a predicted model, not a curated record